Messenger RNA from Haliotis rufescens (red abalone), 1736 nucleotides. RefSeq lists its product as uncharacterized. Lineage: Eukaryota; Metazoa; Mollusca; Gastropoda; Lepetellida; Haliotidae. The transcript has 6 exons. The record is from RefSeq and is a predicted model, not a curated record. The coding region runs from base 267 to 1604 and encodes 445 amino acids.
GAUUUGUGGCUUAGCCCCGAAGUUCAUAAAUCAUAUUCUUUAUUUACCUUCGACUCCCAUCUGAUUUGCAGUGCAGUUCGCUUUGCGCACAUUGACGUGAAUAUGUUUUGGUACAGUAAGGAGCUUAUAGUGAUGGAUAUACCGUUAUGAAACAGCCUGGAUUCUGAAUCAGAGGAGACAAGAUAACCAGUUUUGUCCACCCUGUUGCAGUAACGACGACACACGCUCUCGCAUCGACAAGAGACGUUUGAGUCAUUGGGCGCAGAAUGGAACUUUCCAGCGAUGGACAUACCAUAACGAGACAGGUGACCAACUCGGAAUCUGAGUUGGCAGAGACAAGGCCCCCAGGUGUAUCAGUUGAAAGAACAGACAUAACUAAACAUGACAUAAGAUCAAAGUACACAAGUUCAUCGCCAGUCGAGUCAGGUUCACAGUCUGGGGUUGCCGAUGGUCACGCUACAGGUUCGAACUGCACAGGGGUCAACAACGGACAAAUGGAAACGAAAACAGUGACUGUAUUUAACACUAAUUAUUUUUAUCCUCUUUCCAAUGCUGCAUAUAGCCAACACAGAAAGGCUAUUGGUCUGCCGGACACUGGAUGUUUUGCUGGAAAACAAGUCCAACCAACAACAUCAACUGGGCAUAGGACACAACUACCGACAGAGAGCAUCCCAGAUAUGACAGCAGACGAUAGUUUAGAAUGUAAUGCGAUGUUGAAUGAAACAUCCAGUUCACCUGAAGCAAAUGAAAAGGUAUCGGAUGACGAAUUCGGUGACAGAGACCUGACAAAGACGCCGGCUACACAAGCCGUAGCACUAGAAGAACAAGCGAGUUCCGAGAAUAUUUCCGACAACUACAGAAACAUAUGUGACCAAAUGAGAACAUUAAAUGCAGAUGCACUAGGGGAAAUCUGCCUUGGACUUGCAAAACGGAGUUUAAAAUCACACUUUCCAAAUCAAGCCAGCCUGUCACAAAGUGGUUCUAUCCUUUGCAAGGAUACAAAACGUUCCUCAGGGAGUCCCUCCAUAGACAUGUCAGGCAGUGUAACAACGACACCUGAGAAUAGAGUGGAUAAAACUUCAUUAGAGGAAGAAGCAGCAGAUGAAUUUGUACCUUCUUCCGAUUGUAUAUCGCAGGAAUCAGAAAGCAAUGUCGUAGCACAGGCGUCAGUGUUCCCGAAGAGAGGUCGCGAGGAUAGCAUGAAGAGGUCCUUGCUACAUGCAAACCUGAAGAUAGAAGUAGAUUUGAAGGAUAUACAGAUACAACUUCAAGUUAAGACUAAAUUCAAUAUUUUAAGAACAGUUCACAUAGCCGAAUUAUGCCCUGUCCAAUUGAAUGAACUGUAUAGCUUCUUGGAUGAUUUGGUCUUUAGGGAAGUGAUUGUGAACCCAGCACAACCACCAAAGAUCGAUGACAGCAUUCAUUGUUGUACAAUCAUUGUUGACUUAUCUGGAAUACCGGAUAGGUUUUUGUGUAUUGACACAAGGGAAAACAUAGAAAAGAUUGUUUACUUGGCGCAGUAUCAACCAAGCCAAACAAAAGAAAUGUCAUCAUUUAUUCACGAGAUAUACAUUAAAUUAAGGGGUCGCAUCGUGACUUCAUGAGUGGACCUAGGGUAUAUUCACCUCAACUGUCAGCAUCGAUAUUAACGGUGAAUAUUUUGACUUUACUGUUCAUACACCAGUAGACCUACUCUACAACAGAAUAACAUCCUCGCCUAUGUAAAUAACUAUAAA